GCCGGAGCCCCGCGCCGCCGCCGGCAGAAACCCCACCCCCGUCUCGACCGAAGCUCGAAAGCGCAGGAGCUCUCCUUCCUCGUCGGCGUCCUCAUCUACCUUACUAGCCCGGAGCGGAGAUCCAUCCGGGUGCGCGAGUCCUUCUGCUCUGGUGUAAGGAAGCCCUAGCUUUGCUGUUCGUUUUGAUUCCUUCUAGGCUCCAAGAUUUUGCGCCAGGGAAACCUAGGUAGAUAUACAGCAGCAGGUGACAAGAAAUGGCAGCGUUCCUCAGGUCAAAGUGUUCGUCAGUUGGCCGUACUUUGAUGGGAAGCCUUGGAAACAAUCUGUAUGGGGGUGUUAACAGCUCUAUUGAAGCAGUGACUAGACCAUCUCGUUCUGAUGCUGUCUGCCAGCAAAUCAGAACAUUCAUCCAGAUGAGAACAAACCUCAAGGUGGUAGACAAUUCUGGAGCCAAGCGGGUUAUGUGCAUACAGUCCCUUAGGGGGAAGAAAGGAGCAAGGCUUGGGGACAUGAUCAUCGGUUCUGUCAAGGAAGCGCAACCUCGCGGUAAGGUCAAGAAAGGAGAUGUGGUAUAUGGAGUGGUUGUCCGUGCUGCCAUGAAAAAGGGGCGCAGCGAUGGCAGCGAGGUCCAGUUCGACGACAAUGCAAUUGUCAUUGUGAACAACAAGGGGGAACUGAUUGGCACACGCGUCUUUGGUCCUGUUCCGCAUGAGCUCAGGAAGAAGAAGCAUCUCAAGAUCCUUGCAUUGGCUGAGCACAUAGUUUGACGAAUCUAUCUGCUUAGUUAUAUCUAUCUCCAUGUUAGUUCUGCAGAAUGAAAUGGAAAUCUCCAAGAUUGUCCAUGUGUUGUUUUGGUAGUCUCUUGCUGUUAGUGUAUUUUACCUUUCUUUGGUUAUUUCUGUUUGCAAUAAUCUGUACUCUAAAAGGAGAAUCUGCACCGAGUGAAUCACCUACAAACUAGACGAGGACUUGCACCGUGUGUCCACAUUAUAAUCACCUGCAAACUAGACGAGGACUUGCACGUCUUUGUUUGCAAUAA
This is a messenger RNA of Lolium perenne, 1039 nucleotides long. Its product is annotated as large ribosomal subunit protein uL14mz. Gene Ontology annotation, biological process: translation. Gene Ontology annotation, cellular component: mitochondrial large ribosomal subunit; ribosome. Gene Ontology annotation, molecular function: structural constituent of ribosome; large ribosomal subunit rRNA binding. The record is from RefSeq and is a predicted model, not a curated record. Lineage: Eukaryota; Viridiplantae; Streptophyta; Magnoliopsida; Poales; Poaceae.